AUGACAUCAUCGUUAUCAGCCGACCAUUCGAGCAGCACCUUGAGCUGCCGCCUCCGCGCAGCCCGUCUCCGCCUGAAUUCCGAGAAGUGCCAAUUUUGCGUAGACCAGCUAAAAUAUCUGGGCCACGUCGUAGACCGCGUCGGGAUCUAUACUGAUCCGAAGAAAGUCAGCGCGUUAACUAGUUGGACGGAACCGCGUUUGGUCAAGCAAAUAUGCCAGUUCCUGGGCAUGGCCUCAUGGUACUGCCGAUUUAUCGAGAAUUUCUCGACCCUCGCUGCGCCGCUCACACAUCUGACGAAAAAGAACGCCCGCUCGACAUGGAGGGAAAACGAAGCAGCGGCGUUUAAACAAUUGAAAAACGCACUGACCACCGCGCCCGUACUCGCGUGCCCUUCAACCGCCGCUUCUUCCUGUAAACCGACGCGAGUACCAGCGGCCUCGGAGCCGCACAUAUAA
Cataglyphis hispanica is the source of this 456-nucleotide messenger RNA. RefSeq lists its product as uncharacterized. The record is from RefSeq and is a predicted model, not a curated record. Bases 1 to 456 code for a protein of 151 amino acids. The transcript has a single exon. NCBI's taxonomy places the organism in Eukaryota, Metazoa, Arthropoda, Insecta, Hymenoptera, Formicidae.